GACGAAUCUCUUAUCACAGUAUUGCGGAAAAUUAAAAAUAAAUAGAUUAGAAAAAAACGUACUGCGAAUUUCAGGUGUUUUAUGUAAUAUUGUGAAACAUUACAAGUAAUAAAACCGUAGACCUACCUAUUUCAACGACGUAAUUUUAUUCGUGUUCAACAGAAUGAAUUCAAUGAGUUCGCAACCCAAAUUUACGGAAGAAAGAAGACGCAGGUUGGUUCUGGGCGAAUUACCACAAGAUUUUCUGCGAGUUUCGAGUCAACCGCUGCCGGACGCCGAUCAACAGUUAGCUAUUGCUUUAGAUAGACAACUGAAUGCUCCAACAUGUUCUCCUAUGGGACGUCUAAACAUUACCGUAGAUCAGGCAAAACUAGUGAAAAAUUACGGUAUAGCUAGAAUGGAUCCAUACGCUCGAUUAAGAGUAGGUCAUUGCGUCUAUGAAACUCAAACUGACAGCAACGGUGGCAAAAAUCCCAGAUGGAAUAAAGUGGUUCAAUGUUUGUUACCAGCUGGUGUGAAUACCAUAAGCGUUGAAAUCUACGACGAAUGUUCAUUCACAAUGGACGAAUUAAUUGCUUGGGCUCAGGUAUCCAUUCCAGCUUCGGUAUUCGCCGGCCAAACUCACGAAGAAUGGUUUCCUCUCAGUGGAAAACAAGGCGAAGGUCAAGAAGGUGCUAUUAAUCUAGUUCUCAGUUAUUCAACGGCUCCUGUAUCGUAUGGUAUUGCUGCCGCUCCUCCUGUCAUGAUGGUGCCUCGUACGGGCACUGGAAUGUUGGGAUACGGUGCCUACGCUCCCGUUCCAGUGUACCAAACGCCAUAUCCCCCUCCACAAGCAGCAGCCCCUCAAAUAUCAGCCGAAGAUUUAAAAAUGGUUGAAGAAAUGUUCCCGAAUUUGGACAAAGAAGUCGUUAAAUCCGUUCUUGAAGCAAACGGCGGAAAUAAAGACGCGGCUAUUAAUUCUUUAUUGCAAGUGUCCCAAUAGGCACUACGUUUUCGUGUUAUUUUUUUCGCCAUAUUUAACAACUUUCUCAUACUACGAUCUAACGAAACGCUAGAAUGUUUUUAUUUUACGUUUUUUUAAGGAAAUCUUUUUACCAUAGAAUAAGUUUCAUAUUUUACCGUUUUCGCAAUUGUAUUUGCAUUUAAUAUGUAUAUAAACUGAAUGUAUUUUGGACAUAUCGGAGGAAUUGAGGAGUCGAUUUGUGAGCCAGCAAACGUUUUUUGGAUUCAACGACCUCGUCAAGUGGACUCCCUUUUGUACACAUUCCCUUGAUAUUUCAUUCCUAGAUUUAUCUAGAUGAUAUCAAAUCAUUUUGAGAUGAGAUUAUUUUAAUUAGCACAUGAUUUGUUAUAUUAUAAUAGUUCAUUACAAUAAAAAUAUUUAUUGCUUUUGUUA
Messenger RNA from Planococcus citri (citrus mealybug), 1396 nucleotides. RefSeq names its product toll-interacting protein-like. The transcript has 7 exons. Gene Ontology annotation, molecular function: ubiquitin conjugating enzyme binding; ubiquitin binding. NCBI's taxonomy places the organism in Eukaryota, Metazoa, Arthropoda, Insecta, Hemiptera, Pseudococcidae. Gene Ontology annotation, biological process: ubiquitin-dependent protein catabolic process. Gene Ontology annotation, cellular component: cytoplasm. Bases 164 to 982 code for a protein of 272 amino acids. The record is from RefSeq and is a predicted model, not a curated record.